AUUGGCUGUUCAUAGUCUUGUUUUAUUAUCUUAAUAUUUGAACUCCAUAUGUUUGUUGGUUUGUUCAUUUACAAACUCAUUUAUUUGGUUUUAUGACGUUUUGCUUGCUUACAUUUAUGUGACACUGCAUGUCAUCACGCAGGCUAAUGCUAUAUGGAGUUGCAUUGUUUUACAUAGUUGUUGCUACACCGAGUUUUAAAUUAUUAUUUUUUGGUUGUUGAUGAAUGUUUCUGAAGGUUUGAUUACAGGAAGUUACCCUCUUCAACCCGGACUGUAGGACCGGCGACACUCGUCGCAUCUUGAUGACGCGUUGGUACGCGCCCAGUUGUGUCUAUUGUGUUUAUGUUGAACUCUCCUCAGUUGUCCCGUGAAUGGACGCAGCGUUACCGUCAAAGUUUGUUACCUCCCCUCACGUCAUGGACUGGAAAACAUCCUAAAUACCACUCACCUACGCACACAUGCAAACAUGAAUAAAGGCUGGCUGGAGCUCGAGAGCGAUCCAGGGCUUUUCACUCUACUGGUGGAAGAUUUUGGUGUGAAAGGUGUCCAGGUAGAGGAAAUCUAUGAUCUUCAAAGCAAGUGUCAAAGUCCUGUCUAUGGCUUCAUCUUCCUGUUCAAGUGGAUCGAGGAACGUCGAUCCAGGAGGAAAGUUAACACUUUGGUGGACGAGACGUCUGUCAUUGAUGAGGAAAUUGUAAAUGAUAUGUUUUUUGCUCAUCAAUUGAUACCAAAUUCAUGUGCCACUCACGCCCUGUUGAGUGUGCUUCUGAACUGCAGUGGUGUUGAGCUCGGCACCACCCUUAGUCGCAUGAAGGCUUUCACAAAAGGUUUUAGUCCAGAGAGUAAAGGUUAUGCAAUAGGAAAUGCCCCAGAGCUUGCCAGAGCACAUAACAGCCAUGCCAGGCCGGAACCGAGGCACCUUCCAGAGAAACAGAAUGGAAUUAGUGCAGUGCGGACCAUGGAAGCUUUCCACUUUGUUAGCUAUGUGCCCAUCAAAGACCGCCUCUUUGAACUUGAUGGACUUAAAGCUUACCCUAUUGACCAUGGACCUUGGGGGGAGGAGGAGGAAUGGACUGAUAAAGCUCGGCGAGUUAUCAUGGAGAGGAUUGGACUAGCCACUGCUGGUGAGCCAUACCACGAUAUCCGCUUCAACCUGAUGGCGGUGGUGCCAGACCGCAGAGUGAAGUACGAGUCCAAACUUGAAGUUCUAAAGAGGAAUCGACAGACUGUUCUGGAGGGUCUACAGAAGAUGAUCCGACUCACCCAGCCAGAACUCGUCCACGACAAGAAGCAGCAGGACUCCUCUUCUCCUGAUGACACCGCAGCGAUCAAGAAAGAGACGGAUCUAGAGCCAGUUACAUCUCAGGCGGCUGAUCAGGCUUCUUCAGAUUCAGUGGAUGAGUCAGGGGCUCAAUCCAAGGAUGCUCCUAACCCUUCAGGAAACACUAAGGUCAUGGGCAAACCAGCAGUCCCCACUGGUGGAGGUCCACAGUCGGCCGCCAGCUCCAACCCCGUCGUUCAGCGCCUCCCAGCUUUCCUGGACAACCACAACUAUGCCAAGUCUCCGAUGCAGGAAGAGGAGGAUCUUGCUGCUGGAGUUGCUCGCUCUCGUGUGCCGGUACCUCCCAAACCACCAUACUCGGACGAUGAAGAUGACUAUGAGGAUGACGAGGAAGAAGUAACUGGUUCUGCCAGCACGUCAAGCAGAUUCAGGCGGAAAGCGAGUCUGCGCUCACGACCGGGUCGAGCUGCGACUGGGAUGGAAAGCCAGAUCGCCCUGACUGUGUUGGCUGAGAAACUGAAGAAAGAGGCCCAGAGGAAAGACGCCCUAAAUACACCUCUCUCUGUGCGCACGGAGGGCCGCACUGGGGGCAUCUGCAUCACAUCUGCCUCGCAGCCCUCCCCCACACCCAGCAACGAAAGCACUGACACGGCCUCCGAGAUCGGCAGUGCCUUCAACUCACCGCUGCGCUCACCUGCGCGCUCGCAGGCUGCCACGCGCCCGUCCAGCCCGGUUGCGUCCCAUCUGUCUCGUGUGCUGUUUGGAGAAGACGAGAUGCUCAGGCUCGACUCCAGACAUAACCGCGCUGUAAGAGAACUGGGUCCCUCUGUCAGCAUAGCUAUGUUGCACUUAAAGGAGGAUGGAGUCAUCUAUGCUCUCCCUCCAUCUGUAGAUUUGGCUGCGGACGGCACAAAGCUGCCGCCUUGUACUCCAGAGAAGAUCAAAGAGGAAGAGCAAGCAGGAGAGAAGGAAGGAGGAAAUGAGGGCGACGCGGGGCCAUCUGUGAAGGUUAAAGAAGAGGAGAGCAAAGAUGGAGUGGAGGUAAAACCCAGCAAGGAAAAAGUCAAUGCUACAGAAGCGGCUACAGGCAGCAAGCCCCCCGGGGAUAAGUACUCCCCAAAAGAACUGCUUGCACUGCUCAAGUGUGUAGAGGCUGACAUUGCCAAUUAUGAAGUCUAUCUAAAGGAAGAAGUGGAAAAGAGAAAGAAAUACAAAAUUGACGAUCAGAGGAGGACCCAUAAUUACGACGAGUUCAUCUGCACGUUUAUUUCAAUGCUGGCCCAAGAAGGAAUGUUGGCCAGCCUGGUUGAGCAAAACAUCUCUGUGCGCCGUCGGCAGGGAGUAAGCAUCGGCCGCUUGCACAAGCAGAGGAAACCGGAUCGCAGGAAACGCUCCCGACCUUACAAAGCCAAACGUCAGUAACUGCAAACAAUCAGAACUUCUGCGAGGGGCAGAGGGGAAAACAAAAGCUGCUGCACUCCUGACACAAAGACAGUUUAGUGUUGCAUUUGUGAUUUUAAUCUCCCCCCAUGUGUGUAUAUAUAUAUAUAUAUAUAUGUACCUCUGUUUUAGAUUCCAUGUAAACUAACAUUUUGUGCCAGUGCUAUGUUAUAGUUUGUAAAUAUGCAAAAAAAAAAUCCUCAAUGAUGCACCGGAAUACUUUUGAUGAUCUUCUUGAGAUUCUUAUGGUCAUUAGAGUCAUUUGUGGGAACAUGAAUUCAUAUCUGGUAACGUUAAAUUCGAUUUUCUUCUGCUGUGUCCCCUCUUUCAUGUUUUCACGGUGCCGAUGAAGUAUUCCGUUUUUUGAUGUGUUUUUGUCAUCCACAAUAUUUCGGCUGCAGGAUAUUCAGUGUAGGUAAUUAACUGUACAACAAAAAAAAGUCUUUUUUUAAUCACGGUCUUCAUAGUUGCUUUAAAUGUCAAGAAUUGAUGAUGCAUCAGUUGUUGUUUUUUCAUUAGAAGAUCUUUUUCACUGAGUCUCUGCUGUGUG
Molecule: messenger RNA, 3272 nt
Organism: Solea senegalensis (Senegalese sole)
Lineage: Eukaryota; Metazoa; Chordata; Actinopteri; Pleuronectiformes; Soleidae
Gene: bap1
Product: BRCA1 associated protein-1 (ubiquitin carboxy-terminal hydrolase)
Exons: 17
Coding region: 467-2704 (745 amino acids)
Biological process (GO): ubiquitin-dependent protein catabolic process; protein deubiquitination
Cellular component (GO): cytoplasm
Molecular function (GO): cysteine-type deubiquitinase activity
Source: RefSeq, a predicted model, not a curated record